Messenger RNA from Vitis riparia (riverbank grape), 1450 nucleotides. RefSeq names its product nucleolar protein dao-5-like. The transcript is spliced from 3 exons. Lineage: Eukaryota; Viridiplantae; Streptophyta; Magnoliopsida; Vitales; Vitaceae. The record is from RefSeq and is a predicted model, not a curated record. Bases 331 to 1296 code for a protein of 321 amino acids.
GGUUUCUGUAUUUAUAUAUAAAACGCAGCCCCAUUUUUUCAUUAUUCAGGUCUCGUCACCAGCUACGUUAUCUGAAUCUCUCAUAUGUACACUAUCUUCACAAACCCUCGUCUCCGCAUUUCGAAACCCUAACCCUACCCUUAUCAUCUACCUUUUCUCUCCCUAUCUCAAUCCUCCGCUCUCGCUCUCUUCCUAGAUCCUUCCGAUCGAUCCGCCGCUGCCGAUUCUUGGAAGAAUCUGAUCAUCGGCGUGUUCUCGGAACUCUAAUUCGUCGAUUUGAUCUCUGAUUUUUCCUUGUUUGGAGGAUUGAGCUUGUUGUUUGUGAGGGGAAUGGCGGGAGGAGGGAAUCGGAGGGACGACGGAUCUCUGGUGAUAAACAGCACGAAUGUGUUCGCGGCGCUGGGUUCUCUGAGAAAGAAGAAGAAGUCGGAGAAGGAGAGUUCGUCGUCGUCGAGGAGCAAAGGGGCGUCGAAGAAGGCGGAGUCGACGGAACAGCCGCAGGUGUUUUGGGCUCCGACGCCUCUGACGGUGAAAUCUUGGGCCGACGUUGAUGACGAGGAUGACGAUGAUUAUUAUGCCACCACGGCUCCGCCUCAACCGGGUUGGGGGCCGGCGGAUCCGCCCAAGGCUAAGGAGAGUGUGACUCCUGUAGAGGAAAGUGAAAGUGAAGAAGAAGGUAUUGAUGAAAUUGAUGAUGAUAACGAGGAAGAGCAUGAGCAUGAACAUGAACCUGAGGUACCAGUGGAAAAAGAGCCAGUCAUUAAGAAGCCUCCUGCAGCUUCUUUGCCACCUAAAGAUACAGAAAGGCAGCUUUCAAAGAAGGAAUUGAAGAAAAAGGGGCUGGAAGAACUAGAUGCUGUUCUAGCUGAGUUGGGUUUGAUAGAGAGCAGUGGCCAAGAUGAAUCCCAUGGUGCUGGGGAAGAGAAAAAGGCAGAGAAUCUCAGUGGAGAGUUAGAAAAGAAGGAGAAUGCUCCUGGAGAGAGCAAAAGUGCGAAAAAGAAGAAGAAGAAGGAUAAAGCUUCGAAGGAAACUAAAGAACCACAAGACCAGCCAAAUGAUGCUGAGGAAGGAAAUGGGAUGGAAGAAACUACUGUGCCCGAGAAGGCAGAAGAUGCAUCUGCUGUUGACAUGAAAGAGAGACUAAAGAAAAUGGCAUCUAUGAAAAAGAAAAAAUCAAGCAAGGAGUUGGAUGCUGCUGCCAAAGCCGCUGCUAGUGAGGCUGCUGCAAGGAGUGCAAGGCUUGCUGCUGCAAAGAAAAAGGAAAAGAAUCACUACAACCAGCAGCCUGUGCGCUAAGAUCCUUAAUCCUUCUCUCUUCUUUCACAUGUAUGAGCAUGUAUCCUCUUGUUCAUUUGUUGACUGGAAAAUAAUCAUUGGGAUAUUUUCGAAUGACUUUUAAUAGGAGACUUUUGUUCUAAUUAGAAAAGAAUUAUGGUUCUCUCUUUCUCAA